ACCCAUGGUUCUGGUGAUGCAGGAACUGCCUCUCGUGUGCCUGAUGCUGCUCCUGCUCUGCAGAGAUCCAGGUGUGGGUGCCCAGGAAUUCAGGCUGCACCAGCCCCAGGACAAGGUGUCGGUGGCAGCAGGGGAGACUCUCACCCUGAACUGCACCAUGUCUGGAGCGGCUGUAGCAGGUGCUGUGGGAUGGCUGAAGGGCUGGGGCAGUGAAAACAAAACCAUCUAUGACCAGAAGGGGCCCUUACCCCGUGUGACGAGAGCAGUGGAUGGGUCCAACACAGACUUCACCAUCCACAUCAGCAACGUUCAGCCUGAGGACAUGGGCACCUACUACUGUGUGAAGUUUGCCAAGGGGGACACUGGUCAGGAUGAGGUGUUUCAGCGUGGCAGUGGCACAGAGGUGUCUGUGCAAGCCAAACCCAGUCCCCCGCUCGUGUCUGGGCCUGAGCAGAGAGUGAGCCCGGGGCAGUCGGUGUCUUUCACCUGCACAACUGGAGGGUUCUUUCCCAAAGAGAUUGUGGUGAAAUGGUUCAACAACACGGGCCCCGUGAUGGCUCAGCAGCCCCAGAUCACUGAAUGGAGGGUGAAAACCUACAACAUGUCCAGCACAGUGAUGGUGACCCUGCAGAAGGACAACGUCCACUCGCAGCUCACCUGUGAGGUGCAGCACUCCACGCUGGCGGCCCCGCUCCAGGAUCACUGGGGCUCUGCGAGGAAUUGGGGUUCACAGCCAGGAGACAGCCAGGAGCCAAUGUUCUAG
Messenger RNA from Sturnus vulgaris (Common starling), 763 nucleotides. Lineage: Eukaryota; Metazoa; Chordata; Aves; Passeriformes; Sturnidae. The record is from RefSeq and is a predicted model, not a curated record.